Messenger RNA from Staurois parvus, 295 nucleotides. The record is from the annotation of a GenBank genome assembly. Lineage: Eukaryota; Metazoa; Chordata; Amphibia; Anura; Ranidae.
AUAAACGGCCUCCCCACCCCCUGUUUGUGCGCGCUCCCUGGGAGCGCGCGGCACCGCGAUCCAUUGUCUUUGCGUGCUAUCUGGGAGUGGGGAACACCGAUCGCUCUAUGUGAGGUCCCGAUUCAUGUGAUCACUGAUUGGCCAAUCAGUGAUCACAUGAAUAGUAGUAAACAAGAUGUCACUUCCUGACAUCAUUGCUUACUACUUGUGAAAUCUGUUAAUAUUCACAACAGCCAUGUGACAAUCUGUGACCAAUCACAGCUCUCACAGUAUUUCCCAAUGGCAGGAAUGCAGC